AUGAAAGAAACCUCGCAUCUUUUCUCGAAAUAUUAAUUAGAAUACAUACAAAAAAUAGGUGAAGGAGCUUUUGGGAAGGUAUAUAAAGCAUUCGACUAAACCACCAAAAAAGUAGUUGCUGUUAAAGUAAUCUCUGCCAUUUAAUAAAGGUUUUAAACACUGAUGAAGAAUAGGAAUUGCUCUCAUCAUUGAAUCAUAAUCACAUCGUCAAACACAUUAGAGGGUAUUUAUUUAAGUUCUGAUGGUAUAGAUCAACUCAGUUAUUAGUGAUGGAAUACAUGGAAGGUGGCUCAUUAAAGAAUUAUAUGGUUGAAAAUCCAAAUUUGAAUGAAGAACAAUGUAUAUAGAUUAUGAAAUCGAUACUCUCAGGGUUAACUUAUUUGCAUCAGCACAAUGUCAUUCAUAGAGACAUCAAACCUGGUUAUUCAUUUAGUAUAUAUCUCGUUUAGAUAAUAUCUUACUAACCAAAGACCUUGUACCAAAAAUAGCCGAUUUUGGUCUCAGCAUCUAAUUUGAGAAUUUUGAUUACUCUACUUGUAAAUGUGGGACCUUGCUCUACAUGGCUCCGGAAAUCCUGUAAAGCAAACUCUAUUCUAAGGUAUCAUUUAUACCUAAUUAAAUCAGCCAGUUGAUGUUUGGGCGACUGGAAUCAUUAUGUAUUAACUACUGCAAGGGGUUCAUCCCUUCUACAAACAGGAUUCAACAAAGCAACAAUACCUCCAAACCAUCCUAGAGAAACCUUUACAUUUUAAAAAGCCAAUCUCCCCAUAGGCUAAGGAUUUACUGAUUCGUCUAUUGAAAAUCGAUAUUUCUGAUCGUUAUACUGCCGGUCAAGCCUUACAACAUCCUUGGCUGACUAAGUAAGACAGUUUGCCAUUAAGUCUUUUUGAAUAAUUUAAAUUGUUUGAUUGCAAAAACAAAUUCAUCAAUGUAAUUAUAUCAACAAGAUUAUUUAGAUCAUAAAAUUAUUAAUCUUUAUUCAACAAUUAAAGAUACCCAAGUUCUCAUAUGGAUACAUUUUAGGUCAAUAAGGGUUUCAUAUUAAAUAAGUUCAAUACAUUGUUGGUUAAAUUGGGUCAAUACAGUCUCCACUCAAAAUCGAAUCUCCUACCAUAUCAAGUUCCACUACUUUAAAAAAGGUAGGCAAAAUCGACUAUUCUGAAGACAACACGCCAAUUAGUCUUCAAAAUGCUACAUUCUAUUAAAAAAAUAAAAAAUUGCAAGUAAUUACUAUCCCUAUUAUUUAGAAAUUAUCCAAUUUUUAUGAAUAAGCCUACAAAUCUAAUGAAAACUCUCUUGCUUAAUUAAGUCCUCAGAAACCCAAAAGAAGUACAAUGAACUUUUCCCAAGCCUCUCGGGAGUAUGCAGAAAUAAUGCUAGGAUACUCUGCGAUAAAGGAAAAAAGAAAACCCUCUCAAAUAAAGUUGGAACCCUUGGAUAGAAGAGCGAAAAGAACAUCUUCUGUUGUGGUAAUUUCCUAUAAACAAUGA
Molecule: messenger RNA, 1490 nt
Organism: Paramecium octaurelia
Lineage: Eukaryota; Ciliophora; Oligohymenophorea; Peniculida; Parameciidae
Source: the annotation of a GenBank genome assembly